CUCCCGGUUUAGCAGAGGAAAUUCAGUAUGAGAGUAACUUUCACCUUUAACAGGGAUAUUUUUGGCUGGCACAUGGAGCCCAUUUAAGCUUGUGUCUAUGAGGAUCUAUAAGAAGAUAUUUGAUAAUCAAUAUUGUUAAUAGGCUCGUCGUUAUCAGAAGACUAGAAAGUGACAGCAUAUGGAAUGAUGAAUGGAGCGCAAAUUUAAAUACCAUCAAAUAUUGUCAUUCCCGUCUCGGAUCUCGUUGGAGGCAGUUGACGAGAGCUGCUCCCGUGCUUCAAUACUCUGCUUAUUGUGAGGAGCAUAACAAGAAAAGUAUCAUUUGUCAUGUCACAAUCUAGGGGUCCUAGAUGACGCCAAAGAAAGAAACUUCAAGAAUGAUGAGGUUAUCGCAACUUAGUAUGUAUGUGACCGUGUACUUAUGUCUUUGUCUAAUUGUUAAUGUAGCUUUAGUGGUUUUCUUCAUGACGGAACAUAAACAAAGGAAGAAUCAACCACAAGCUGCUCUAGCUUCACCAGGAGUUUCAUCUUCACAAAUCACUGAAGAGCUACAUCUGCCAAAUGGACAAAUCUUGGGGUGCUCCAAUCUUCAUGCGGUUACAAAUCUUACAGUGAUUGGUGCUGGGUGGACCAAAGCUGUAUACAAAGCUUAUUACAAAGAUCGAUGGGUGGCUAUAAAAACUGUGCACACUGGAGGCCAUGAUAUGACAAAUUGCCAUACAGAUGUGAGUGUCUGCUAUCAACAGUGUGCUUCAAAGAUUCUUAAGGAGAGUUUACUUCUCCAACAACUUGCUCAUUCAAACGUGGUAAAGGUUCUUGGUGAAUGUGAUCCUGGUGUUGAUUAUUCUCCUGGUCCUCCUGUUGUUGGCUUAGUAUCAAUUGUAACUGAACUUGGCCAGCCUUUAGAUGUCAUAAAGAUUCUUCAGAUGAGCUUUGAAAAUAGACUGCAAUUGGCCUAUGAUGUAGGAAAGAUACUUCAGCAUUUAGCAGCUUCGCCUUUAGGACCAUUGCUCAUGAAAGACUUCAGAAGACAACAAUUUGUAGUAGUUGAUGGAGCUUUGAAGCUGUCUGAUGUAGAUGAUUUAGUAAUAGGUGAUCCUCAUUGCACCAGAGAUGAUGAAUGUGUUAUGAUAGAUGAUAACACAGGCAGCACAAUUGUCAAUUUAACCUGUCAGGCUGGUAUAUGUAGAGGAUUCAAUAGUCGCCUCAAUGCUGUGUAUGCUGGAAGGCAUUUUAUUCGUUUGUUAAUUCCAUAUGGAUGCCCAGAGCCACUAGAAGCAGGGGCUAUAGAUAUAGUGAAUCAGCAAUUAUCAGGAACAUUGAGUUCUGAAGAUGUAUAUUUUCGAGUCCAUCAGUUGGUGAAGAUCUACUCCAGUGGUGCAUAUCUGACUGAAUUUGACAAGAGGUUCAUUAGUGAUUAUACCAUUCAUCCUGGAGUUACAAUAGAGAAUUCAGACUUUCCUUGCCUCAAGACUGUCAUUUCUACUGGUUGUGUUCAAUCAGUUUCUUCCCCUUCAGAAGGUGCAUGGUUGUGUUCUCAGAUGUCAUCAUGUCAAGCAUUCAUCAUAAAUGAUGAUUAUACUUGGACAGGUCGACAAGUUGCUGUGUUCAAGUCCUCGGUAUCUAAACUCAAAGAAAGUAAACAUCAAACCCUAUACAUAUGCCGUGGUCAAGGUUGAGCCCAAUAGACAGUACAGUAAUGUAUAUAUAAAUAUACCAAAGGUUAUCAAUAAGUUUACAAAUUACUAUGCUAAUUUGUAAUCACAUUCCUCAGUAUGAUACUGUGUAAUACUUUUCACAUCCCUUUACAUUUUGCAAUACUGCUACCUAUUUUUCAGGGCAGAGUUAGAUUUUCUGUAUUAUUCAAAAUAUUUCAGUUUGUCACAAU
This is a messenger RNA of Macrobrachium nipponense, 1888 nucleotides long. RefSeq names its product extracellular tyrosine-protein kinase PKDCC-like. Gene Ontology annotation, molecular function: non-membrane spanning protein tyrosine kinase activity; ATP binding. Gene Ontology annotation, cellular component: extracellular region. The coding region runs from base 351 to 1679 and encodes 442 amino acids. NCBI's taxonomy places the organism in Eukaryota, Metazoa, Arthropoda, Malacostraca, Decapoda, Palaemonidae. Gene Ontology annotation, biological process: peptidyl-tyrosine phosphorylation; skeletal system development. The record is from RefSeq and is a predicted model, not a curated record. The transcript has 10 exons.